UCGAGCCAGGCAACAGGCUGCUGGGAUUCGCAAUUUGGCGUUGGUGGGCUAGGAAACAACGGAAAGCAGAAGGAUUCCGGUAUAGACCGCAUGUGCGAAAGACUGGUAGGCCGCUUUCAAGGCUGGACAAUGCGUGCGCCGCAGCUUGGCGUAAGGCUGAAAGGAUGAGCCGGGUGAUUGCUUUUAUCAAGGCGAUGGGCGAGCCGUACUCGUACAGUAGAUGAUGUGUUGCAAGUUCAGGUUCAGGCUGUCUCUAUCCGAGGAUGGACCUGUAACUGUAAGCCAUCAGGCGCUAGACACCGAAAGAAGGGCUAGCCAGAUGGAACGGAGGCGCUGCUCGGGAGUCAGGAUUCGGGUGGGUGAGACGAGGCAAAACGCAAAAGAGGGACGGCUUGGUCUUUUGUUUGCUGGAUGGAUGGAGACUCGUACAUGCGGCCGAGUGGAUGGGAUGGAUGGAGCCACCGCGAACCGCCACCAGCCCCGGCGAAAGAAGGGCUGCCAAGGUUCGACAGCUGAGGAGGUUCGCCUGGCAGGUCAGCGAGCGGGCUGGUACGAGUUACGUACAAGCAACGAGUUGACGUCUUUUCUCUUUUCUUUGGGUCGUCUCGUCUUGUCGUGCCCCCGGUCUGGUCUGGUCUGUCUGGGUCUGGUCUCCGUAAGUCAGUCAGCACAGCAUAACAUUGAUCAAUACUCCGUACAGUGACAGUAACAUUGAUGGAGAGAGAACAAGGCGGAGCAGGGCAGAGAGCAGGGGAGAAGACAGACACUGACUGACUGACUGAGCACGGCAGAAGAAUGGACAUAACGCGACUCACCCCCCCUCUCGCAAGCUUCCAGCCUCCGUCGUCGUCCGGCCCCUCUUUCAAAGAAGCCAAGCCCACUGGACUGGAUAGGCACUGCUGCCGAAAUCCUCAGCAAAAAGCUUCUCCCCUGCCCGCGGAUGGCGAUUGAUUGAUUGCGUGUGGAUCGCCUCGACUAC
Trichoderma harzianum CBS 226.95 is the source of this 979-nucleotide messenger RNA. RefSeq lists its product as hypothetical. The coding region runs from base 221 to 703 and encodes 160 amino acids. The record is from RefSeq and is a predicted model, not a curated record. Lineage: Eukaryota; Fungi; Ascomycota; Sordariomycetes; Hypocreales; Hypocreaceae. The transcript has a single exon.